GGAGUACUUUCCGUUAAUGUUUGCGCUCUGGCUAACAAUGUCAAACAUUUCCGAGAACGACUUACCUGCGGUCACCGAUCUAAAAUCAAUGCGCGCCUCUGCGGUCACUCGUCGUUAAUGCUACUUAAAUGAUUGACACGCAUUUUGACCAAUAGCUGCCCGAGAAGCUGUAACAUAGCGUUGUCCAAUGUGUACAGUGUCCAAUAGGAGAGUCAAAGAGCUUGUAGAAGGCGGGACCUAGCAGAAAAACAUUAGCCAAGGCAUAAUGAAUAAUAAAAGACAGCUACGCCCCCUUUAAAUCCCAAAAGAAAAUAUAUAUCGGGGGGAAUACAUAUUUGAGGGAAACUUAGGUCGUCUGGUAAACAAUAUUUAGACAAUUCCGUUCUUCGAGUGCCCAGAAGAUGGCGGUGUUUACACAGAAGGACUAUUAUUCAGUUCUUUAAAAGUCCAGAAGAUGGCAGUGUAGCAAAAGCCACCACAAUAGAGUCUUGUCUGUGGAGGUUGGAUUUCCUCAUCCUUUCUCAGCAUCAUCCUUUGCCUCCGCAUCUGGACCACCUGCCGUCUUAUUAGAGUCAUCUCCAUUUGAAAUGCAACGUGUCAGUCGCGGCUUUGUGUAAACCUCGCCGAAAGGUUCACAAGACCUGCUUGGUGGCUUAUUAAACGCCCUGUGUAUAAAUGUCAUCUUGAUAAAGGAUGUGCUGAAAUCUUCGGGCGUAGCAGUGAUACAGCAUCUUUUUCCGUGACACAUCAUAUUCAACACGAGUGGACAAGCUCCCAUUUAAGACCAUGUCGGACAAAAGUGACUUAAAAGCAGAACUGGAGCGCAAGAAGCAGCGCCUCGCCCAGAUAAGGGAGGAGAAAAAGCGAAAAGAAGAAGAAAGGAAGAAGAAAGAGGUAACCAAAAAAGCAGAGAGCCAGCAGAAAACAGAGCCCACCUCAGAGGACUCGGACUUGGACCGCAAGCGUCGAGAAACCGAGGCCCUGCUGCAGAGUAUCGGCAUUUCACCCGAGCCUCCUUUAGUGCCAAAUCCAUUGUCCCCAUCCAAAUCAAUGAGCACACCCAGUGAAACGGAGAGUCAGGAUUCAGCUGAUGGCGGAGCAGCAGGCAGGACCCUGCAAUGGGACACAGACCCUUCUGUGCUACAACUGCAAGCCGAUUCUGAGCUUGGACGAAGGAUGCAGAAGCUGGGGGCCUCCAAGAUCACACAAGUUGAUUUCCAACCAAAAGAAUUGGUCUUAUACAGCAAAGAGACACAAACACCGCUCACUGCUCAUCUAUCUGAAGAGGAGGAAGAUGAGGAUGAAGAACUCAUGGAAACCAAGACAGGCCUGGAGUCGGAACCGCAGGAUGAAGAUGAGAAGGAAAGUAAAGAAGCAAGCUCUUUCCCUGUGCUGCGGGAGUUGACGGAGGAGGAGAGGCAGCAAAUCCUCCACUCGUCAGAGUUUCAGAAUUUCUUCGACUGCAGCAUCCGGGUGAUGGAGAGAGCUUUGGCCGAAAGUGGCGAUAUCUUCUUCGACUACAGCGGCAGAGCCCUGGAAGACAAAGACGGGGAUCUGGCAGGAGGCUCCAGCUUGUGCUUCACCCGACUUUUCUACGAUGAACAUUGGUCAAAACAUCGUGUCGUCACCUGUCUUGACUGGUCCCCUCAAUAUCCAGAGUUGCUCGUCGCCUCCUACAACAACAACGAAGAUGCUCCCCAUGAACCAGAUGGCGUCGCCCUCGUAUGGAACAUCAAAUUCAAAAAGGCCACACCGGAGUACAUCUUUCAUUGUCAGUCUCCGGUGGUGUCGGUGGGUUUUGCCAGAUUUCACCCAAACCUCGUGGUGGGUGGGACCUACUCGGGCCAGAUCGUAUUGUGGGACAACCGCAGUCAUAGACGGACCCCGGUUCAGAGGACGCCACUGUCCGCUGCUGCACACACUCACCCCGUUUACUGCGUCAAUGUAGUUGGCACUCAGAACGCCAACAACCUGAUCACCGUUUCUACAGAUGGAAGGAUGUGCUCUUGGAGUUUGGACAUGCUUUCUCAGCCCCAGGAGAGCAUGGAACUCGUGUAUAAUAAAUCCAAACCAGUAGCAGUGACCGCAAUGGCCUUCCCGACAGGAGAUGUUAACAACUAUGUAGUAGGUAGCGAAGAAGGAACUGUUUACACUGCAUCCAGACAUGGCAGUAAGGCGGGGAUCUGCGAGAUGUUUGAAGGCCACCAAGGGCCUGUGACGGGGAUCAGCUGUCACAACGCUGUAGGCACUGUGGACUUUUCCCACCUGUUUAUCACUUCCUCCUUUGAUUGGACGGUCAAAUUGUGGAGCACGAAGGUGUGCGCUGGUCUUCAUGGGAAACGCAACUCUGAUCCGGCAUCGCUAAAAUCGACCAAAACUGAAAAGUUAAGUGUUGCUUUAAAUGAGUUCAUCACUAAGAAACGUCCAAUUGUCCAACCCACCCACUUCAAAUUGGUAAGACGUCUAUUACUGCCAAUGGCAGUCAAUGAGUUAAGAGGCUAAAAGAAGAGGAUCUGGACACUUUUCAGGGAAAUAUUGUCCGUCCGUCUGUCUGUCCAUACAUCCAUCAUCUUCCGCUUGCUCCGGGGUCGGGUCGUGGGGGCAGCAGCUUUAACAGCCACUUCAACCAGCUCCUCCGGUGGGAUCCCAAGGUGUUCCCAGGCCAGCCGAGAGACAUAGUCUCUCCAGCGUGUCCUGGGUCGUCCCCAGUGCCUCCCGCCGGUGGGACAUGCCCGGAACACCUCUCCGGGGAGGCGUCCAGGAGACACCCGAACCAGAUGCCUGAGCCACCUCAGCUGGCUCCUCUCAAUGCGGAGGAGUCCCUCCUGGAUGAUCGAGCUUCUCACCCUAUCUCUAAGGGAGAGCCCGGAAACCCUGCGGAGGAAACUCAUUUCAGCUGCUUGUAUCCGGGAUGUUGUUCUUUUGGUCACGACUCACAGCUCGUGACCAUAGGUGAUGGUAGGAACGUAGAUCGACUGGUAAAUCGAGAGCUUAGUCUUUCAGCUCAGCUCCUUCUUUACCACUACGGACCAGUGCAGAGUCCGCAACGCUGCACCGAUCUGCCUGUCCAUCUCCCGCUCCCGCCUACCCACGCUCGUCAACAAGACCCCAAGAUACUUGAACUCCUCCACUUGGGGCAGGAUCUCAUCCCCGACCCGCAGAGGGCACUUCACCCUUUUCCAACUGAGGACCAUGGUCUCGGAUUUGGAGGUGCUCAUCUUCAUCCCAACUGCUUGACACUCAGCUGCGAACCGCUCCAGUAAGAGAUAGAGGUCACGGCUUGAUGAAGCCAACAGCACCACAUCACCAAAAACCAGAGAUGCAAUGCUGAGGUCACCAAACCGAACCCCCUCAAUGCUUUGGAAUUGCAAUUCUGUCCAUGAAAAUUACGAACAGAAUCUGUGACAAAUGGCCUUGGCGGAGCUCAACACUCACUGGAAACGAAUACGACUUACUGCCGGCAAUGCGGACCAAACUGUGACACCAGUCGUACAGGGACCGAACAGCCCUUGAAAUACUGUCUCUAAACAAUUAAUUAAUUACGAAAAUAGUUGUCAAUUGACAGCAUUCCAUUGAGGCCAGUGGCGGAAAAAAUGUAAACAGGGCCCGGGUGCGAUGAGCAUUAACGGAACCCCCUCGAGUGGACCACCAAACACUUCGCCCAAUCAUGCCCACUUUAGGCCCCUAAGAGGCCCAGGCCUGGUUACGGUCGCACCCUCAGCACCCUGCUCAAUUCCACCCUGGAUUGAGGCACAUUUGAUAGUGUGGGUACGACUUCAAUCUUGAAGACUAUCUACAUUCUUUUAUAAUGGAAAGUAAUGCAAAAUUUUCAAUGGCAGAAAACUACACUGUACAUUGGAGGAUUCGUACAUGCUGAUCGAAGAAAAACAACAAUCUACAGAUUUCCAUCAAGUAACUUAUGUUACAUAUCACUAUUUAGGAAUUCCCCUUUUCUAUACCACUGGAAUGCAUUUAUGCCUCUUAUUCAUGUUUGUACAUGGGCAACGGCGUGCGGAGUACCUAAAUCAAUAUAUGUGUGCAUGUUUGUGCAGACGUAUGCCUUUACAUACCUCGAAGUGACUCCCUCUGCUUACCUAAAAUCCCUCAGGGUUUACCUUCCACCCUCCAAUCAUAGCUUUCACAAACUGGAGUAGGGCACGCAACCGCACAUUUAGGUCACCGUCUCGAUCAAGCGCACGUUUGGAAAGCACUCUGCUAAUGUUGUUUUGCAUUACGUGUUUCAAAUACUGUGGUUAAUAUAAACAUUUGGAAUCCGACCAAGAGAGGGUUUACUUACAUAUGCAUAACAAGAACUCUUAAGGCCAACAUCUCGUGAGAGUGAAUGGAUGGAUAACAUGUUAUUGUGCCACUUAAGCUGUUCUAGGAACUUCAAGUUAGGUGAGCUAUACUGAGGGGAGACAGAAAAGUUAUAGCUUUGAUGCACCAGAAGGCUAGCCUAGCAUUUUAAGAUUAGAUGUAAGAGUUGCAUACGUAGACGUAAAGAUUGUAAAUACAGUUUUGCAUACAUUCCGGGAUGGAAUAUCCGUCAGAGCUUUACUUCAGGAGGAAAAACAACAUUUCCAAUUGUUGUUUUUCUGCUUUUGUUCUGGAUUUGGAGCUUUUGAGCAUCCACAAAAUAGUCACUCACUGAAUCAGAACUGAAUCCACUUGAACCACAAGUGACUCGUGUAUCAGCAUAAUUAAAGAUAAAAAGAACUUUGCGAUCAUUUAGUUAAAUAUACGUUUUAAGACACUUUAAACUUGCAAAUGCACCACUACUGGUAUCGUUACCGAUACGGCAAAAUGGCCAAAAUAAUGUCUUUGGUAUCGGGGUGUACUAAGAAAUAAUGUGCCGAUGCUGUACAACAUGUACUUUUUGAGAUAUAAUUUCCAGCCUCUGGUUGCCCUACCCAAGAUGGCCUCCAGUUACGCACAUCGCCGUAAAAAAAAAAAAGGAGCACUUGUUGCCCUACCCAAGAUGAUAAAUGUGAAAUCAUUUGCCGUCUAUUCUUCUGCUGUGAGUUACAACGAGUUUAUCACUAGUCUGAAUCGCUGCCAUUCUUCCCACUUCAAAUCGAUUGGACAUCAAGCACUGUUUACAAAAAUUAGUUAAGCAGUGUCUGACCAAGCUAUUAUAGCAAUUACUUUACAGUCAAGGUGAGU
Molecule: messenger RNA, 5163 nt
Organism: Corythoichthys intestinalis (scribbled pipefish)
Lineage: Eukaryota; Metazoa; Chordata; Actinopteri; Syngnathiformes; Syngnathidae
Gene: dync1i1a
Product: cytoplasmic dynein 1 intermediate chain 1
Exons: 15
Coding region: 787-2502 (571 amino acids)
Biological process (GO): transport along microtubule
Cellular component (GO): cytoplasmic dynein complex
Molecular function (GO): dynein light chain binding; dynein heavy chain binding
Source: RefSeq, a predicted model, not a curated record